This is a messenger RNA of Scutellospora calospora, 272 nucleotides long. The record is from the annotation of a GenBank genome assembly. Lineage: Eukaryota; Fungi; Glomeromycota; Glomeromycetes; Diversisporales; Gigasporaceae.
AAUUUUCAAAAUUUAAAAUAUUUUUGUAUCAUCAAAUGGAUUCUGAAGAUAUUACGAAACCUUCAACAAGCGAUACUACGGAUAAUCAACAAGAGUAUUUUACUGAGGGUUCAGCUAGUGCAACUUGCGUAUCUUGUAGACAGAGUUGGUUAAGAGGCAAACCAAAAGUAAUGGAAAGCCAUCUUGCAUUACGUUGUGAGAAGGUUUCUGAUUAUGUUAGUCGUGGAAAUUUACAUUUUUGUGUAGAUAACAUUGUAAAAGAAGCUUUAUAA